Molecule: messenger RNA, 2160 nt
Organism: Diutina rugosa
Lineage: Eukaryota; Fungi; Ascomycota; Pichiomycetes; Serinales; Debaryomycetaceae
Gene: CTN1
Product: carnitine O-acetyltransferase
Exons: 1
Coding region: 1-2160 (719 amino acids)
Biological process (GO): carnitine metabolic process
Cellular component (GO): mitochondrion
Molecular function (GO): carnitine O-acetyltransferase activity
Source: RefSeq, a predicted model, not a curated record
AUGGCGACGUACUCUCUCCAGGACCAGCUCGAGAAGCUCCCUAUCCCUGACCUUGAGGACACCUGCAAACAGUAUCUCAAAGUGCUCAAGCCGCUCCAGACGGAGAAGGAACACGAAGACACUAAGGUCGCCGUGGCCAAGUUUUUGAACGGCGUCGGCCCUUACUUGGACCUGGAAUUGCGCAAAUACGCCGAGAACCGUCCCCUGUACAUCGAACAAUUCUGGUAUGACUCCUACUUGAACUACGACCUGCCGGUGGUGCUCAACCUCAACCCGUUCUUUUUGCUUGAAGACGACCCUUUCAACAACGAGCUGUCGCUGAACCCUCAGGUGAAGCGGGCGACGACGUUGACGGUGCUGGCGCUUAAGUUUAUCCAGGCGUUGAAGAACGAGACGUUGACCCCCGACACCAUCAGAGGCAAACCUCUUUGUAUGUACCAGUACCAAAAAUUGUUUGGUGCCGCAAGAAUCCCCACCGCCGACGGGUGCGUGAUGCAACUGGACCCGAGCCUGAACCACAUCAUCGUCAUGCUGAGACUGCAGAUCUACUGGUUCGACGUCUUGGACCACGACAACAAUAUUAUUUUGCUGGACCUGGAACUCAUGGUCAACUUCACUCUGAUCAUCCACGACUCGCAAGCGGCUCCCCCCGCCGAAGUGGCUCGCCAACUGUUUGGUGUGCUUACCACUGAAAACCGUCGGGCGUGGGCUCACGCUCGUAUGCACCAAAUUGCCAAUAACGCCACCAACAGUGAGAUCUUACAAAUCAUCGACCUGGCGCUCUUUGUGCUCUGCCUCGACGACUUGGAAAUCAACGAUUUGUCGGUGUUGUCCAAGAACAUGUUGUGUGGGUUGCUGAUUUUGGAUAAAGGUAUCCAGGUGGGUACGUGCACCAACCGCUGGUACGACAAGUUGCAAAUCAUCAUUACUAAGAACGGUAAGGCGGGGAUCAACUUUGAACACACCGGUAUCGACGGCCACACCGUGCUCAGAUUCGUAUCGGACAUCUACACCGACCUGAUCUUGCUGUUUGCCCACUCGAUCAACGGCAACGCCCCGCUGUUGUGGAAGGAACUCAAGGCUCUGGGCGAAGACGUGUCGCGCCAGAACUUGGUCACCAUCCCCAGAAAGCUUGAAUGGGAAUUGACUCCUGAUCUUCUGCUUGCUCUUCGUUUCGGUGAGACUCGUCUCUCGGACUUGAUCAACCAAAACGAAUUCAAGCACCUCGAGUUCACCAACUACGGGCUGAACCAGAUCAAGAAGAUGAAAUACUCUCCCGAUGCCUUCGUCCAGAUGGCGUUCCAGGCUACUUACUACGCCUUGUACGGUAAAGUUGAAUGCACUUACGAACCGGCGAUGACCAAGAACUUCUUCCACGGCCGUACUGAAGCCAUCAGAACCGUGUCGGAAGAACUGAACUACUUUGUUCGUAAGUUCUUUGAUGCUGAAGUUACCAACAAGGACAAGCUUCAAUUCCUCAGCGACGCCUGUACUGCCCACUCGGCGCAAACCAAGCGUGCUAGCUCGGGUAGAGGGGUCGACCGUCACCUUUACGGUUUGUUCUGCAUCUGGAAACGUUACAUGGACGACCACGCCAACGAUGACGAUGGAGACGAAGGUCUGCUGAACGAAACCAUUGUUGGUGGCGGCAUUGACGAAAAGAGCGCUCCUCAAAUCACUGAGCUCCCCGAAAUCUUCGCUGACUUGGGCUGGGACAAGCUUAACACCACCGUCAUCUCCACCUCCAACUGUGGUAACCCGUCGUUGCGUUUGUUCGGCUUUGGUCCCGUCAGUGCCAAUGGGUUUGGUAUUGGCUACAUUAUCAAGGAAGACUCGAUCUCGAUUUGUGUGUCGCUGAAGCACCGCCAAACCGAACGGUUCUUGGUGACGCUUGAGCUGUACUUCAACGAGAUCCUCAACAUGUGGAAGCAAGUUAAGCUUGAGGACACCGCGAUGAAGGCGGCGCAGCGCAAGCCGCUGCUUGUGCGGUCGAAGUCGAUCAACUUGUCGACGUUGCUUGGUGGGUACGGGUACUUUGACAUGGGCGACGACGACAUUAAGUCGCAGGGUCACAUCCCUGAACCUCCGUUCUUGAACCGGCAAAACUCUUCGUUCUCCAAUCGGGAAAUUGGAAAGAAGUUGCGUUUGUCUGAAUACUAG